AUGGACAUAAUUAAUCCUUAUGACUCCGGUUAUGAGAUACAGACAACCAAGUUCUUUAUGAUUGCAGUACACCACCACCCCACUGGACUGCUUAAGACAGCUAAAAAGUGUGGAUUUCAAUAUCCUACUACAUUAAGAUUAUUCCACAUCGGUUAUGUUCUAGGCGUAAUAUAUGGAUUCUUGUUCUCACUCAUCUUAACAGCGAGAGAAAACUACUACUCAGAUGCUAGUCUAAUCAGUAGCAUCUACUUGGAGUUAUCAUCUCUGAGACAGGGAUUAUUUAUCAGCUUUUUCUGGGGAGUAUAUACUACGAGUUGGACUACUGGUUUAGAUCUUGAAGGUCUUUGUUUACCGGAUCCAAGUUCUCUUGUGCUUUUCAUGACCAUCAUGUUAAGUGCAUUAAGUAUAGUGGUAUCCAGCGUAUAUUUGAAAAACCAACAUUUGUAUACAAGCUGUACGAAUAUCAUGACAUUCACUUUGGUAGUCGCCUUCUUAAUGUUAGUCUAUAACUCCAUACCAGUGAACCGGUUUGUAACUCCGUUCAUAUCGUACCUGAAUGGUACUUUUUAG
This is a messenger RNA of Besnoitia besnoiti, 570 nucleotides long. RefSeq lists its product as uncharacterized. The transcript has 3 exons. The record is from RefSeq and is a predicted model, not a curated record. NCBI's taxonomy places the organism in Eukaryota, Apicomplexa, Conoidasida, Eucoccidiorida, Sarcocystidae. Bases 1 to 570 code for a protein of 189 amino acids.